Syzygium oleosum is the source of this 1103-nucleotide messenger RNA. RefSeq lists its product as uncharacterized. The transcript is spliced from 3 exons. Bases 122 to 853 code for a protein of 243 amino acids. The record is from RefSeq and is a predicted model, not a curated record. Lineage: Eukaryota; Viridiplantae; Streptophyta; Magnoliopsida; Myrtales; Myrtaceae.
ACCGAGAGCUUUCACAGGAAUCGCGAGCUCGAUUCUCGCCAGUCGGUAGCCGAAGAUAUUUUCACACAGCCCCUUCCUCCUCGCUCCCGAGCAGUAGCAGUAGUAGCGGCGGCCCACGGCAAUGGCGGAGUACGCCGGCGAGGACGAGCCAGCCAACGGCGUCCACGCGGCGGCGGACAAGGUCGAGGUCGUCGAGGUCGAGGUCGAGCGUCGCCGGGAGGCUCGGCCUCCGGCGCCGGCCCCGGCCCCGGCUCUGCACGCCGCCCUCUAUCGCAUGAUAGCCACCGUCCUGUUCCCCGAUCACGCCAGCAGGGCCUCCGGGGAGCCGCUCGCGCGGCGGAUCAAGAUCUCCCUCGCCGACGACGGCCCCGUCCUCCGGGAAGCUUCCAGACAGUCCGGGCGCCGCGUCCUCCUCUGGGCUCGCCAGGGUUCUCCUCUCCGCGCGCUGCUCGUCGUCUCGAUUGGAACAAUUGCUUUUCUUGCUUUGACGGGACUUCUUGUGUUCAUGCUCUUUUUCCUUGCGGCAACGAUCAAUGCAAUCGUCAUUUCUCUCCUGAUGUCUAUGGCUGCAGUAGGGAGUGUAUUGGCUCUUUUCUUUGCCUGUGUGACAGCUGUAUAUGUUGGUGCUCUGGUUAUCGCUGUUUUUGUUAUUUCUACAGCAACAUGCUCUGCAGUGCUAGCUGUUCUUGUAGCUACAGGUUGGAUAGGUUUUCUUUGGACUGUCUGGUUGGCAACUAAGAAAAGCUUGGACCUUGCAAAACAUUCUAUCAGUGUGACUGGUUCAGCCCUCUCAGCCUAUUCUACUGGUUGGCAUUCCCAUCACCACCAGGGACGCAGUAAAAUCUCGGAUUGAAGUGCCACUUUAUAUGUAUCUCCUUGUGUAAAUGUUGCUGGGGGCUUUUAUGGUGUGAUGAGCUGCUUUCCCUUCGGUUUUCAUGAUAUGUACAAAGGCAGCAAUGAGAUUAAUGGCUAUGCUAGUACUUAUAUUUGUUUGCAUGAGGUUUGGAAGCUUAAUCUGUAUCUGGUGCUGUUAGACGUGGUUUGUUGCAUCUUAUAAGUUAUAACUCGGUACAGAUGUGAAUUCAUAGUUGUGAUUAUCUCCA